Messenger RNA from Raphanus sativus (radish), 2643 nucleotides. RefSeq lists its product as uncharacterized. Bases 1 to 2643 code for a protein of 880 amino acids. The record is from RefSeq and is a predicted model, not a curated record. The transcript is spliced from 8 exons. NCBI's taxonomy places the organism in Eukaryota, Viridiplantae, Streptophyta, Magnoliopsida, Brassicales, Brassicaceae.
AUGGAUGAUUAUUAUGUUUGGUACAACUACGGAGAAGAAAUAGAUAUGAGAUUAGGAACGAGUUAUGUUGAUCCUACGCAUUUAAGUGGUAGCGAAGAAGGUGGUAAUUUAGUACAAGAUAGAUAUGUGAAAAUAGUGAAUGAUGCAUUUUGUGAUAAUGUGACUUAUGAUAAUUAUCAACAUGAUGAUAACUAUCAAAAUGUCGUAGAUCCGGUUUCCAACCAUUCACAAAAAUUCUAUGACUUGUUAGAAGGAGCCAAAAAUCCUUUGUAUGAUGGUUGUCACGAAGGUCACUCGCAGUUAUCCUUAGCUGCUCGAGUUCUGCAAAAUAAGACAGAUUAUAAUAUGAGUGAAAAGUGUGUGGAUUCGGUAUGCCAAAUGUUAACAGAAUAUUUACCACCCGGAAACCAAUCAUCUGCUUCACAUUACGAGACAGAAAGGUUGAUGCACAAUUUGGGCCUCCCAUACUAUACAAUUGAUGUUUGUGUUAACAAUUGUAUGAUCUUCUGGAAAGAGGAUGAAAAAUGGGAUGAAUGUCAAUUUUGUGAUGCACCAAGAUGGAAGCCUAGAAAUGAAUGGCGUAGAACGAAAGUACCAUAUAGUUGUAUGUGGUAUCUACCUAUUGCUGACAGAUUGGAGAGAAUGUACCAGAGUAAGAAGACUGCAUCAGCAAUGAGAUGGCAUGCAGAGCACCAAGCAAAGGAGGAUGAAAUGUGUCAUCCGUCAGAUGCGGCAGAGUGGAAACACUUUCAAGAUCUACAUCCAUGUUUUGAAGAAGAACCUCGUAAUGUUUAUCUUGGCUUAUGUACAGAUGGCUUCAAUCCAUUCGGAAUGUCUAAUAAUCAUUCGUUGUGGGCAGUGAUCUUGACUCCAUAUAAUCUACCCCCUGGUAUGUGCAUGAAUACAGAAUACCUGUUUUUGACAAUUUUGAAUUCUAGACCGAAUCAUCCGCGAGCUAGUCUAGAUAUCUUCCUUAAACCUCUGAUUGCGGAGUUGAAAGAUCUGUGGUCUACUGGAGUUGAAGCAUAUGAUGUCUCCUUGAAUCAAAAUUUCAAUCUUAAAGAUGUGCUUCUGUGGACGAUAAGCGACUUUCCGGCAUACGGCAUGCUAUCAGGAUGGACGACCCAUGUUUAUUCGGAGCGGUUAAGUGGUGUCAGUCCACCAAAAACAUCCAAGUGUGGUGGAAAUGGUCACGACAAGAAGAAAUCUGGAUAUGGAAAAACCCAUAAUUGGCACAAGGAAAGCAUAUUCUGGGAACUGCCGUACUGGAGGGACCUUACUCUUCGACAUAAUCUUGAUGGUAAGUCGAAAGACACCAUCAAGUCAAGAUUGGAUAUAACACUUUUCUGUGAUAGGGAACAUUUACAUGUUGAUAGCAAUGGGCAAGCUCCUUUCCCUCCCUACACAUUGGACAAGACCGCAAGAACAAGUUUAUUAGAAUGUGUGAAACAUUCGAUUAAAUUCCCAGACGGUUAUGCUUCGGACCUAGCUAAGUGUGUUGAUCAUGAGAAUGGAAAGUUUUCAGGCAUGAAGAGUCAUGACUUUCAUGUUUUUAUGGAGAAGCUACUUCCAUUUAUCUUUGCAAAUCUCCUCGACCAAAACGUCCAUCUUGCGUUAUCAGAGUACUACUUUGCUGACAAUAUACAAACGAAAUCAAGGUUCACAAGAUUUGAUGAAGGUCAAGUUCCUGUAUAUCAUGUCGAAGGAGUUCCUGAUAUAUUUACUCAUAUAGGUCGUCCAAGUGGGGAAAUGCAAGAACUAUGGCUAUCUGAAAAAGAUUAUCGAUGCGCACAUUCAGAUGUUUUGCGAAAUUGUAAUUAUUUUCAGCCAUUUGAGAGGAUGUUCGAAGAUUACAUCAGUGCAAAAUAUCCAGACAUCUCAGAAAAUGAACUCUCUGCGAGAAGAGCCGAUGAAUAUCAUAUAUGGGUGAAAGAUUAUGUUAGCUAUUGGAGCAACACACAUCCUUUUCCUCUUUGGGUUAAAGAUAUGGCGAAUGGACCAGUGAAUAAAGCUAAAACAUGGCCUAUAUAUUUCACAAGAGGUUUUGUGUUUCACACGCAGAAGCAUGGUGAGGGAAGAAAGACUUGUAACUAUGGAGUAUGUGUUAAAGGGGAGAGUUAUACAAAUGUAGCUGAUGAAGCCCAUUACUACGGAAUCUUAACUGAUUUCAUACAAAUCGAGUAUGAGGGGGCAGUCGAUUUGAGAACCACACUUUUUAAGUGUAAGUGGUAUGACCCUGUUUUUGGUAGAGGCAUCCGGCGGAGCAAUGGCGGUAUCAUUGAUGUGCUUUCAUCAAGAAAAUACGACAAAUAUGACCCCUUUAUUCUAGCAUCACAAGCAGAACAAGUUUGUUAUAUCCCGUAUCCGUAUGUAAAGAAACCAAAGAAGCUAUGGCUCAAUGUUCUAAAAGUGAAUCCGAGAAGAUUAAUCAUUCCUGGAGAAUAUGAAGACGUAGCCUCGUUGACGUUACAACAAGAAAACGAAGAUGCUGUUUCUUUGACUACAAUUGGAAACCUAGAAUUUGAGCAUUUGGCACAUGAUCGAGAAGAACCAAUAAAUCUCGAUUUCGAGGUGGCAGAUGGAGAACCAAAUGACGAAUUCCGAUGUAAUUUAUCGUCAUCCGAUGAUGAUGAAGAGGAAUAA